Gloeophyllum trabeum ATCC 11539 is the source of this 1623-nucleotide messenger RNA. RefSeq lists its product as uncharacterized. The record is from RefSeq and is a predicted model, not a curated record. The transcript is spliced from 3 exons. Bases 1 to 1623 code for a protein of 540 amino acids. NCBI's taxonomy places the organism in Eukaryota, Fungi, Basidiomycota, Agaricomycetes, Gloeophyllales, Gloeophyllaceae.
AUGGCUUCCACCUCUGCCUCGAGCUCCCAAUCCUUCACCACGCUUCACCCGUCCCAGCCGGCGCCGUCUCUGGAAUACGCCACAGUCAGCGACUUGCAGACAGCAGUCGACAAUUUGCGAACGUACAUGAGUUCGCAAGUCGGCACCAUCAGGGAGAUGCUCCGCAGCUUCGAAGAUGCAAGAUACAAGCAAGACAGGGCUGAGCCCACUCUACUCAGAAGCGUGGAACAGAACCUGAAAGAUCAAACUCAGAGGUGCCUAAAGCUGGAGGCGAAGUUACUGGAGGCCACGCAGACGAUUGAAAGACUAGAGAGGUUGAUAGAGCGCAAGUUGGGAGAUCUGACACCUACCCCUACUGAGGCAGGAGGAAGUCCGCAGCCCGAAUUGCCGGCUACGCCAGCGACGCCCAACGGGAUAACACAUCCGAACGGGGAAGCGCACGGAACACAGGCGGGUUCGUCGGCAACCGCUCAGCAUGACCCAAGUGCAACAGGUCCUUCAGUUGUCGAAGGCAUGGCAGACCAUAGUCCAUCGCUGGGAGAAACUGGCACGGGCGGUGAUAGCCAAGCUGGCCCGUCGAGGACUGGGCAGACGUACUCCAAUGGACAAGAUGUCGUGCCACCGAAAGGAUCCAUUGGCUCGACAGCGGAUAAUGGGCCACGGAGCGAGAGAAAGACUGGUCCACCACUUGUCAGGCGUCCGAAGCUGGGGCUGCCGGUCGGUCCAGUCAAUGGAAACAUUGCGGGGUCCAGUCAAGUUGGACAGAAUGACUCAUCAACUAACGGAGAAGCCGGUCCUUCAACACGCGCACCACCGGACCACCCCGUAUCAGCUCGCGAAUCCGUACCAGAACAGCCCACCGACCCGUCAUCAAGCCGUGCUUUGGGACUUGCAGAGUCCGCCCGGCGCAAGAAGCCACUUUCGCGGGCCUUCGCCAUGGACUUCGAACGUUCUGAUCGGGCAGUAAAUGUACCGGAUAUGACGCUCAGCGGGUCCAUCGCCAUGGGCAAUGCAGAGAACGCAUUCCCAAACCUUGUAACGGCAGGACUAUCUGCCAGUGAAGGUUCCCUGUUGGUGGGAGAGUGUGCUCCUACUGACUCUGGAAGGACGCGCGAGGGCCGAUACAGUUCAAGUAGUGCUGUCAACGGAGACCUAGCGGCCUCAAGAGCGGACGACACCCAAUCCAUCGUACCUCAAGUGCCAGGGAGUGGCGUCCAAGAACUUCGCCAGGAAGUAGCGGAAGCGAGCGCCUCUCGUUCGUCGACUGAUCCGUCGGGUAGUUCUAGUGUCUCUUGCGCAAAGAUUGAACGUACGGAGAACCCAUCGGGAUCGGGGAGAGUUGUGACAAGCCAGUUAUGCUCUCCAUCGGCAGGCUCUGUCAAGGAAGAGUCGCCCGAGGCUCAGACAACAGGCGCAGCCGCUAGCCAAGCAAACAAUAUGCCCAACGCUAGCUCCUCGUCGACGCACGGGCCUAGCAUGAGCGUUGUCGCAGGUCAACAGCUUCGCCGUAGUCAGCGAACCAGGAAGAGGCGAUUCGAUGACAGCAAUGGACAGCCGUCCACUUCCACGGCCGCAGAGCGCCCUGCGAGGGGAGGGGGUAAACGGCGUAAAACCAGGAAAUGA